GGCUGGCGGGGCCGCUGGUGCGUUCCGCUGCCCCUCUUGGCGCCGGCAUCAAGUCCCCCUGCUGGGCAACUACUGAGUUUGGGGUCGCCUUUGGGUUCGCUUCCCCGGGAGAACCCGAGCCCGGAUCUUCGCCCCUUCCCUUUCCCUGUAUAAUAAGGCCCAGAGGGAAAAACUUCCCAAUUAAAAACCCCAUAGCUUGUUGCCCCUGGGCUGCAGGCGCCGGGUUGGGGGCACGGCGCGGACCUGCCCCUCGGCAGGGCCCCUUCUCCACGCCAGGCACUGCCUGGCAAGGCUGCUGGAGGGAGAUCUGGCCGCAGAUGGUGAAGGAGAACAUCGAGGCCCCCGGUCCCCAAGCAGGGCUCCAUGAGCCGGGCGGCGGGCCUUGGUAAGCCCAGGCGAGGGGCGAACUUCUUUUCCCCGGGGCCGACGCGGAGGGAGGGUGCGGGGAACGCCCGCUGAGGGGCCUGUCGUGCGGUACCCCAGUGGAGAGCAGAGCCUUAGAGGGACCUACUAGUCUUAGUAUUUACUGGCAGAAGGAAGGUUUAUUUCUUCAGAUCUCUUCAGAUACGACCUGGCAGGCAGCAGACGUAAAUCUGUGGUUGAGUGCAGUCAGCUCCUAAACGGGCAUGCGGUGGAUGAAGCGCCCCAAACUUGGCAUCUUGCGUCUGGCACUUUGUUUUUGGGCUAAACUGCUUCUGGCGUCUUCAACCUCCUGUGCCUCUUUCUGUUUUUGUUUGUUUGUUUGUUUUUCUAUUUUCCUUCCUCUUUGAGAAAGGACAGUGGUUUUAGAAGUAAUGAUCUGAGAGCUUUGCAGGUUGAAGUGGGACAAGUUUCCCUAAGGUGCAGUUGGCAGUUGCCAGGAGCCUGCAGGUGGCUUUUUCUCAGGCCUCUGGGUCAGGGUCCCUCAGGUGAGGUGAGGCAGGGGUUUCUCCCCUCCCAGAGGUGUGGCCACUACGCAGCGGGACAGGAACUGGGUUUCCCAGUCCGGGGAGUCCAGGAUGCCCUGCCCUCUGCGCUGAUUCCUGGGUGACCGUGGGGGCUGCCUUUCCCCACAGGCUGGGCUGGAGAGGGUCUCCUGAGCUUAGGAUCUGUGGGGCAGGAGGGCUGGGGUGACAAGGACACGUGGAACCUGCUGGGGCUCCGGGCAUUGUCCAGGGCAUGAGUAGAUAAAGCUGGAGCUUGCAGCUGUGUGCCGGCAGCCCUCGGUGGGCCCUAGCAGUACUGGCAGGGGGGCCCUUGGAGUGGGCUCCCUGGCUGGGCUGGGACUGGGUGAUGGCAGUAGCAAUGGGGCACCAAGUCUUCCCUCUCAUUUGUUAGGAAGUGCGGUCUGUGCCCCUCCCCACUGUCUGGCUCUUGGGCUGGGAGAAGCUGCAGGCUGAGUCCCACGGGGUGUGUGUGUGAGCAGGAGUGUGUGCUGGAAGGAGGUAAAGCUGGUGACCUUCAGCUCCUCAUUCUCUUCCAUCUUGCAUGUUUUCUCUGACACCCCAGACCCAAGUUGUGGCCUGCUAGUUAACUUGUUUACAUAACCUUCUUAAGUAGUUCUAACCUUUAAAAAAAAAUCAAAAUGUUAGUUUCACAGGAAUAAUUGGUGGGGAUGGAUUGUGAAAUGGAGGUGCAUAAAUAUCCAGUUUGCCAACUGAGCUAAGAAAUGCUGGAUAAAAGUGAAAGAUAAUUGCAAAAGACACUCACUGAUCACAUCCCUGGAAGCUUAGAGGUGGGAUAAGACACCUUGAUUUUUCCUAGACAAAACUGAGGAAGUCAGAGGAAAAACAAUUGAUGGUAAGGUUGGCAUCAGCCUGGGCUGUGUUUGGAUUGGGCCUCUGUGGCUGCAGUGAGGGCUGUUGGAGUGGGGAGAGUGGGGGUUGAGCCUGGCUGCAGAGGCCCCCUCCAGGCCUCACCUCCUGUCUGGCGCUCCUGGCUGUCCUCUGCCACGCAUACCUGUCCCGGUGACUCAACAGGUUUGGGCCUCAGGGGACACCAUGGUCUGAAGUCUUGGAGAAACCUUUACUAUCCAGGGGAGGAGAGGACUGGCGGUCGGUGGGAAUCGAGACCCAGCACACAUCACUGGGUGGCUUGAAUGUCUUCCUUUCCCAGAGUUCCUCCCCACCCGCCUGCCACCCACCGCCUGGGUUGGGUCCAGCUCGUGUCUCAGAGCAGCCUGCUGGCACAGGCUGAGUCAGCUGUCGUGGGCACUGUCUUUUCUCGCCUCUCCUGAAGCCAAUCCUCCUCUCUCUCCCUGUCCAGACACACCAGGGAGGCCCGGGAGUUAGGUGACCUCAAGGUCAUGCAGCCAGGCUCUCUCUGUGGAAUCCUGCCUACUGGUGGGGUGCCAUUGCUGUGUGCAUUAUGAUUUCUGUGCCGGCUGUGAGGUUUCCCAGAUUGGGCUGUGGGGUACCCCUGAGUCUGCAAGUUGGCCCAGGCCAGGUGUGUCACCAUUGCCCAGGCCUUCAGUGGCUUUCCAGUGUUCCCUCCACAUCCAUGUUACUCAGCCUGAUUUUUCUCAAGUUCCCCCGCUCGCUCCCAAGAAUGGCCCCUCCAGGCUGUCCUAGCUCCAGGCAGACAGGCUCAUUGCCCAGAUCUGCCCUGGGUUGUCCCCACCCCAUCCCCACCUGUCAUCUUGGCCCAUGUCCAUCCCAGAGAUCCCAACUGAAUGUGGGCUCUUUCCCUCUUAUCCCUCGGUCCUCAGAUUUGCCAGGCCACUCUUGCCUCCAGGCCUUUGCACAUGCUAUUCCCACCCCCUUGGCAUCAGCCACCCCCAGAUGCCCACCUGGCCGGCCCCUCACUUAUUGCCGGCUCCCUGACAGCCCUACAUAAAUUAGCGUUACUUCCCCUUCUCUUGUUAACCUUGCUUUGUGUUUCUCCUCAGUACUCAACAUUCGGUGUGUUAUUUCUAUACUUGUUUGUUUAUUGUCAGUCUCUUACCACUCAAAUGUAAAAGACUUUCUUCACCUCUGGAUCCCCAGUAGCUAGAAAAGUGCCUGGCACACAGUGGAGCCUUAGCGCUGUUGUUGGAUGAGCGAGUGAAUGAAGCACGGGAGCAUUAAUGUCCUUGCAGCACAUGUCCUGCUCCCUGUGCCUCCUUUUCCCGAGUCCCAGAGCUGGAACCUAGCUGUGUUCACAUUUGGAUCCUCCUGGAAUGUAGCACAGACCCUCACUCAGUGAGAGCCCUACACCUAAGGAACAGGAGUGCCACAACCACAGCCCCGAUGGGGACUCCAGUUCUGACUACGUGAACAACACCUCUGAGGAGGAGGACUAUGACGAGGGCCUCGCUGAGGAGGAGGAGGGCAUCCCCUACUACAUCCGCUACUGCCCUGAGGAUGACAGCUACCUGGAGAGCAUGGACUGCAACAGGGAGGUGUACCUGACUCACGGCGCACACCCAGUGGACACUGACGGGUGCCAGGAUGCAGUGGAGUAGACGGCCUGGACGGGCCUGCACCCCCAUGGUCACGGGGCUAAAGGCAGCCAGGACUACCCUGAUGGCCAGCUGCCCAUCACAGAGGAUGAGCCCUCUGUCCUGGAGGCCCACGACCAGGAAGAAGACAGUCACUACUGUCCCAGCAAAGAGGGCUGCCAGGACUACUACCCUGCGGAGGCCAACGGGAACACCAGCGCUUCUGCCUACCCCCUGAGGUGCGGGGACGGGGACCUGGAGGACCAGGAGGAGGACAUCGACCAGAUCGUGGCAGAGAUCAAGAUAAGCCUGAGUAUGACCAGCAUCACCAGCACCAGUGAGGCCAGCCCCGAGCAUGGGCCUGAGCCAGGGCCUGCAGGCUCUGCAGAGGCCUGCCCACCCGUCAAGGCCAGCUGCAGGCACGAGGCGAGGCCCAAGUCGCUGAACCUCCUUCCCGAGGCCAAGCACCCCGGAGACCCCCAGAGAGGCUUCAAGCCCAAGACCAGGACCCCAGAAGAGAGGCUGAAGUGGCCCCACGAGCAGAAUGGGACAACAGAAGAAGUGACUUCAGAGGAAGAGGAAGAAGAGGAGAUGGCUAAGAUAUAGAAGACUUAGAUCACUACGAGAUGAAAGCAGAGCCGAUUAGUGGGAAAAAGUUGGAGGAUGAAGGAAUUGAAAAAGAAAAUUUGGCAAUAUUAGAGAAAAUUAGGAAGACUGAAAGGGUUGACCCUGAUAGUCC
Molecule: messenger RNA, 4136 nt
Organism: Pongo pygmaeus (Bornean orangutan)
Lineage: Eukaryota; Metazoa; Chordata; Mammalia; Primates; Hominidae
Product: amyloid-beta A4 precursor protein-binding family A member 2-like
Exons: 4
Coding region: 3713-4003 (96 amino acids)
Source: RefSeq, a predicted model, not a curated record